Messenger RNA from Capra hircus (goat), 6321 nucleotides. It is a transcript of the gene CROCC2, whose product is annotated as ciliary rootlet coiled-coil, rootletin family member 2. Lineage: Eukaryota; Metazoa; Chordata; Mammalia; Artiodactyla; Bovidae. The record is from RefSeq and is a predicted model, not a curated record.
CUGAGUGCUGCCCUUGCCCCCAGGGGGACCAGGCUGAGGAGUCCUGGUUCUGGAGCUGGGGGUGCUCAUCCCUACAGCCUCUGGGAGGGGAGCCAAGCGCUGUCCCAGGUAGGGGGCAGCCUGAUUGUUGGGGAGGAGAAGGGGCCACAGAGGCUGAUGACGAGGUCUGCUCCCCACCCCCGGUGCCGAAGGAACGGUGUGGGUGUGAAUGGGGUCGUGGGCCCCCCACCCCUCAGCCUGGCCUCCGUCUCUUGCCUGCAGGCCGGGCGCGCCAGCUCGGGGCAGCCCCAGGACGCCCUCCUGCAGAGGCAGGUCAUCGCGCUCCGGGGACACCUGGCUGAGCUGCGUGCAGCCACUGAGAAGGGCCUCGCUGACCUGCGGGCGGAUGUGGCCAGGAUGGCCCGGCGCCUGCACACGGCCUGCCUGAACCUCGGCUCCAACCUGCGGCUGACGGCCGGCAGUGCGGCAGCUGCCCUGGAGCAGCAGCUGCGGGACAAGGUGCGGGAGAUGCUGCAGCUGCAGGGCCGCUGGGCUGCGGAGAAGGCGGCGCUCCAGGCCAGACUCGCAGAGCAGACGCUGCUGGUGGAGAAGCUCACCGAGCAAAACGCGAGCAAGGAGAGAGCCAUCUCUUCCCUGAGAAUGGACGUGCAGAGACUGGUGCGCGGCUGGGAGAGGGCGGCUGGUGGGGGCUGCUCCCUGAAGGUGGCCCAGGCAGACGCGGGGAGCGAGGAGCUGGCAAGGAGCAGUGGUGCUGAAGGCGAGGGGGUGCAAGGCCAACGGAGGAGCCCCCUGCACACUGGGUCCCUCCUGAGGGCUGAGUCCCCGGCCACCCUGGACUCAGCACUCUGGGCUGUGCGGGCGGCCAUUCAGAAGUGGCGGCAGCGGGAGCAGGCGUCUGGCCCUGCAGUGGGGCUCUGGUCGGAACUACGUCCUUUCUCUGGGAGUAGGGGCCCCGGCUGGCUUCUGUGUUCAGAGGCCUGGCUAGGACGCAGGGGUCACUGCACCCCCACUCCCGGGCAGGAGCUGCGCCAGCAGCUGGAGUCAUCCGAGGCGAGGGCCACAGGGCUCCAGGAGCAGCUGUCUGAGAGCCAGCGGGAGCUGCAGGCUUCGAGAAGCCUCCUGCAGGAGGAGCGCCAGGACCUCCUGGGCAAGCUGGAGGCACAGAGCCGGGAGGCGCAGUGGAGCCGCGUGACCAGCGAGCUCCUGGGGAGAGAGAAGGCAGCUCUCGAGGAGGUGGUUGAGGAGCUAAGGGGGCAGGCAACCAUGUCCCACGCCGAGAAGCGGAGCGUGGAGGCCAGGAACGCAGAGCUGCAGAGGAGCCUCCAGCAGUGCGCGGAGCAGAAGGAGGCGCUGGAGCGGCAGCGCGAGCGCGGCCGGAGGGCGCUGGAGAGCAGUCAAGGGCGCCUGGAGCAGCUGGAGGGCACGGUCUCGGGGCUCAAGACAGAGCUGGUGUCAGCCCAGGAGGCGCUGGACUCAGCGCGGCUGCAGAGGGACAUCCUGGAGAGCGAGAGGGAGGGUCUGCAUGGUGCCCUGGCCCGGGCUGAGUCCAGCAAAGCUGACCUGGAACUGCUCGUGAGCCGGCUCAAGGCAGAGGGGGUGGAGCAGAGGGACUCCCUGGCCAAGAUGGCUGCUGUGACGGAGGCACUGGCUCAGGACAAAUGCUCCCUGAACCACCUGGUCCUGCAGCUGGAGCAGGAGCGGGACGAGCUGCAGGCGCAGCAGCAGACGCUGGUGCAGGGGCAGGCGGGCACCCGGGAGCAGCUGGCGCAGGCAGAGCGGCAGGUGGAGCUCCUGCGGGCCGAGAGGAGGGGCCUGCAGCGGGCCUGCGGGCGGCUGGAGGAGCGGCUGGAGCGGCUGGAGGGUCAGGCAGCCCGACUCCGGCGAGAACGGACCCAGCUGCAGGAGCAGGUGGGCCACGUCACAUGCAAGAAACAGGCCCUGGAGAAGCAGCUGGCCCAAAGCCUGCAGGACCAGGAGGCCCAGAUGGCCGCUCUCCAGAGGGCCCUGCAGGAGAAGGAGGCUUUGUCUGAAGAGCGAGUCCAGCUGCUGGCCAAGCAGGAGGCCCUGGAGAAGCAAGGUCAGCUCAUGGCCGAGGAGGCAGCCGAUCUCAGGGCCGAGAGGGACACCCUGGAGAGCAGCCUCUUUGAGGCCCGACAGAUGGCGUCGCAGCUGCAGGCACAGCAGGAGCAGCUGGAGGGAGAGGCCCGGAGCGCACGGCUGGCCCAGCAGGCCCUGCAAGUGGAGCUGGAGCAGCUGCAGAGCGUCCGGGAGGCCCAGGAGACAAGGCUCCGGCGGCAGGCGGCUCAGCAGGAGCGGGACGUGCAGCUGGCCCUGGAGAGCCAAGCACUGGCCCACCGCGAGGACCUCGCCCGGCUCCAGAGGGAGAAGGAGACCCUGAGUCUGUCUCUGAUGGAGGAAAAGGAAGCGGCAGCUCGCCGGCUGAAGCAGGAGAAGGAGCUGGUGGCAAAGAACGCAAGCAGGAGGGAGGCGCUGAAGGAGCAAGUGCAGAGCCUGAGGCGCGAGCGAGACGAGGGUCGCCUGCAGCUGCAGCUCGAGAAGCAGCAGGCCCUGCUUCUACGAGACGCGGAGCUGAGCCGGCUGCGGGGGGAGCUGCAGCUGGUACGGCGGGAGGCCCAGGGCCAGCAGGAGCAAGCUGAGGCCACCGUCAGUGCCGUGGCCGCAGAGCUGAAGGCCCUGCAGGCCCAGUUUGAGGACGCCAUCUCUGCCCACCAGACGGAGGCCAGGGCCCUGCGCGAGACGCUCCAGGAGCUGGCAGCCCAGCGGAGCAGCGCAGGGAGAGAGGCCGAGACGCUGCGGGCACAGCUGGACGAGGCCCGCGAGGCGCUGGCCGCGCUGCGCCGGGAGCUGCAAGGCAGCGAGGAGACCCAGGAGGGCCUGCAAGGGGAGGCUCGGGACGCUCGCAGGGCGCUGGCCGACGCAGCCCGCGAGAAGGACGCGCUGCGGGAUUCCAACACUGAGCUGCGGGCCGCCCUCCGCCGGGCUGAGCAGGAGAAGGCCAGCUUCAAGCGCUCCACGGAGGAGAGGGAGCAGAAGGUCCUGGUCCUGGAGGAGGCCUGGGCAGCGGCCCAGAAGCAGGCCAGCGAGCUGCGGGCAGGCCUGCGGGAGGCGGAGCGGGCGGCCGUGGACACCCAGCGGCAGCUCCAGGAGCUACGCAGACAGGUGACGACGCUGGAGGUAGAGAACCAGAGAAAGAGCCAGGAGCUGGUGCGGCUGCAGACCCGGGGCGCCCAGGAGCCGAGCCGGCAGGAGGCCCUGGCGCUGCAGACGCUGGUGGCUGAGGCGGAGGCCGCCCGCGAGGACGCGCAGAGGGAGGUCCGGAGGCUGCGGCGGAUGCUGGCAGAGGUGGAGGCCCGGGCCGAGACCCGGGAGAAGGACCUGGAGCGGCAGCUCUGCGAGAGCCGGGGGUCUGAGCGGGCCCUCUGGGCCGAGCUGCGUGGCGUCGCCCAGAAGCUGCAGCAGGCCAACGGCACGGCCGACAGCCUCCAGGUUCGCCUGGACGGGGCCUGCCACUGGGCCCGUGGCCUCGAACAGGAGCUGGCCCGGGCCAAGGGCGCCUGGCGGGAGGCAGAGGGCCAGCGGGGCCAGCUGUGGCCCACGCUCCACCCUGGCGUGGGGUUCCACGGACGGAGCCCCGCGGCCUCUCCUGAGCCGGCCGGCCCCCCCACCAGAGGUCAGUGCCCUCCGCGCCCACCCCGUCACCCGCCCGGGGCGCCCCAGCCCCCUCGCGGCUCUCCCCCAAUCCCUCGCUCCCCGAGAGUGGGGCCAGCAGUGUGAGGGGGCGGGGCACUUGUGCGUCUGUGUCCGCCCCCCCACCACGCCCCCAGCACACCCCAGCGCGCCCCCACAGCCCCCUGACUGCGCCCCACCGCGCCCCCACCAGGGCCCAGUGGUCCCCUCUGUCCUCAGGCUCAGAGGGCCGGUCCCGCUCGCCGCUCCGGUGGCCCUCGCCCGGCCCUGGAGACCACAGGGCAGAGGGGCCCGGGCCUCCAUGAGGGGCGCCCGGAGGGACCUGACCCAGAAGCUGAGGGAUGCCCAGCGGGAGGGGUAAGGGGAGUGGCUAGGACACGCCGGCGAGCCGAGGGGGGGACGGGGAGGAGCCUCUCACUCUGGCUUCGGGCCUUCUGUCUGUCCCCCCCUGGCUCUGCUGAGACCCUGGCGGGACCCGGUGGGAGAAAUAUCACUAAACACUCAAGCCACUGGAAGCCCAGCUUCCCCCUUGUCCGGCUGCCUCUGUGCUCGGCCAGCAGCAGGGUCCAUCCUCCGAGGACCCAUCCCAGGGGCUGGCCAGGUCACCCCAGAGUGCUCCGGUGACCUGCCCUCUGGGGACUAAACCCCCACCCUGCUGCCCUGAGGACCCCCGUGAGCCCUGCCCCUAGCAGCCCUGAGCUGCCCACCGCCAGCCACCAGCGGGGCACAUGGACUGUCCGCCCACCCACGGGCUGCCCCCAACCUCGGUCCCCCCCCAGGACGUCUGGCACUCCCAGACGGGGUUCCUGAGCGCCUGGAGGGGCGAGGCCAAGAGCGAGCCCACCUGGGCCCUCAGCCGCAUGGAGCAGCUGCAGAGGGCGCUGGCCGUGGCGGAGAAGGGGAGCUCCAGCCCCCGCCCUGCCCCGGGCACCAUGGCGCGGGUCGUCCUGGGAAAUGCCAGGCUUGGGCCCCGGGGCCAGCCCUCAGCGCACACACCCACCGAGGGCAUUCUGCACUUGGCAGCCGGUGGUCUUUCUCAGGUGUGCUUCCGCAUCCCAAGAGAGUCUAGUCCAGAGACCUCCAGGGCCUCCCCGCCACAGUGCCCAGCCCGUCUGCGGUCACGUGGCCCUUCCCCCGCUAGGUCCCUGCCCUGCGUCACCCCCUCAGAGAGAGGGCCGCUGCCCUGCUGGUCACCCCACCUCAUUUCUGUACCCCCUCCACACUGGGUCUGCUCAGGAGGCAGACCAGGGCCUGGCACCGCGUCCGAGGGAGAGGCUUCCAGGGGCAAAGCCAGAAGUAGAGAAGGCUGGGUGGGAAAGGGUCACCUCCUCUAGAGACCUUGAGCUUCCAGGCAGGACAAGUAGAGCAGGGGACGAUCAGACGGAGGCCUCUCCACCAGCUGGGUGUCGGCCACCUAGACCCACGGGGCCUCAGUCUCCCGGGCCGUGCAGGUGCCCCCCGAACCUGGGAGCCAGGUGAGUGGUCCCGCUUGCCCCCGAGGCUGGCACCAGGUGGAGGACAAGCUGAGCAGUGCACAGGCCCUGCGGGCUCUGCAGGAGGAGGCGCUCCCGAGGCUGCAGGCAGGGCGCCCAGCACAUGCGGCGGGCCACGAGAGGUGGAGGCUGCCGGUGGGGAACACCCACACCCCAGGGCAGUGGGGGGACGGGGAGGCCGAGGGGGCUGCUGAGGAAGGAGAGGUUUCAGCUGCCCGUGGUCAGAGGCCGCUGAGCUGGCUGAAGCAGAUGGCUCCCAGGCACACUGGGCCCCGAGGAGCUGACUCCUCAGGGCUGACCCGGGCAGAGCAUCUUUGAGGUAGUCCAGCCCUUACUUUACAGACUGGGGAACCUGAGUCCUGAGCAGGGAGCAGCUUGGCCCCCACGGCACAGCGAGCAAGGGGCAGGGGCAGGACAGACCGCACCCGCCCAGAUCUGUGCUUUCAGGGCAGGGAGGGGUGACACCGGGCCAGCCUAGGCGCUCUCCAAGUGUGCGGGGUCAGGGGCCAGGUUUACCCGCCGUGGGACCAGGUCCUGGCUGGGAGCUCGUGAGGUGCCCAGGCACUGGGGGAGGGGCUGAGAGAGCAGGGGAGGGGCCCAGGCUGUGUUCCGUCUCACAUACAUGUUCACGUGUGUCUGCUCCAUGCACAUUUAGAAGCAAUUUCCUGUUUGCAGGUUACAGUUUUCGAAAUGUCUCUAUUAAAUUAACCUCACAAAUGCACCUUUCACGUACUGCAUCGCCAUUCUGUCUCCUGAGUUUAUCAGAGCUAAGAAUCACGUGUCGGCUUUUCCCACUACAGUUACUGGGAGGCGGUGUCUCCUCUUAUUUCUCACAGUCUUUAAUUUCUGGUUUCUGUGACGCCCUCUGUCUAACGUGACCUGCAAGCUCCUGUGCCCUGCCCCGCGCUACUUGCCUUGAAUCUACCCUGCUCAGUGCUGGCAGUGCCGCCCCACCCCACCACCCCGACCUUGGACUCUGCACUUGACUCUGUGUGUAUUUGGCCAUCACUUCGUCAGCCUCCCUUCAGUUCCCCUCAGUCGCUCAGUCGUGUCUGACUCUUUGCCACCCUGUGGACUGCAGCACGCCAGGCCUCCCUGUCCAUCACCAACUCCCGGAGUU